AUGUCUGGGGUAGUCACAGCCCUUGUAAAGCGACACCCUCUUCUGAGUGAGUCACGGGUACGCACCGUGGUCGUGUCCGUCUUUUGCUUUCUCCUGGCUAUCGCUCUUCGUCUGCUAUUCCGCUACGCGCAACUGUCACCGAAGCACACGAAGAGAAUCAGCGGCAGAAGCAGCCGCGGCGCAAAGGAGAAGAAGGAGCACGGCAAGAACCAUGGCGGUAGCCAAAGUGGUGGCGGGGGCGGCAACUCCUCGAAGCGGAAAAAAACGGACCCGUCGCUGCCCACAGUUCUCAUGCUAAUUGGCAUGCAUGGCAGUGGAAAGAGUUUCUGGGCGAAGCGGUACACCGAGAUUGUGCACAAAUCGUAUGUCAUUAUCUCCUCCGAUGCCAUCCGUAGCCGUCUUACCGGCACCAUCAACAAUUACACGAGAGAGGGCGAGGUUGAAGCGAAUAUCCUGAAGGAGGUGAUGCACACGUUGGAACUGCGGCGCAGCUGCAUCGUCGACGACUGCCAACACAAUCUAUCCCUAGAAUUCCGGGCAAAGCUGAGGGCGUUAGCACCCGAUGGAAAGGUGAAUCGUGUGGUGAAGAUCUUCUCUGUGAAGCCGUCUUACGCAAUGAUGCGCAUACAGAGCGAUAUAGAGGAGGGGACAGCGCGCUACGCACCUACUAUGGUGGAGCUUGAGAAGCAGGGAGAGCGGGUGGCGGAGUUCGAGGCGACAAACACGGAUGAUGACUGGGUGCAGAACUGA
Molecule: messenger RNA, 750 nt
Organism: Leishmania mexicana MHOM/GT/2001/U1103
Lineage: Eukaryota; Euglenozoa; Kinetoplastea; Trypanosomatida; Trypanosomatidae
Exons: 1
Coding region: 1-750 (249 amino acids)
Source: RefSeq, a predicted model, not a curated record